CACUUGUCUGUGUCUGCAUCCCUGGCUGUAGCAAGUUCUCUCGAUGCAUCAUUUCAGCCGCUGAGAAUAAUAAUAUUGGGUCAUCCUUUUGUAUCCACGAAAUAAAGCCCCAGGAUGUGUGGUAUAUGGGCUUUGUUUGGCAGUGAUGAGUGCCUGUCGGCUCAGUGCACCAGCGCUAUGAAGAUCGCCCACCGGGGCCCCGAUGCCUUUCGCUUUGAGAACAUCAACGGCUUCACUAACUGUUGCUUCGGCUUCCAUCGACUGGCUAUCGUAGACCAGCUGUAUGGCAUGCAGCCCAUCCGCGUCAAGAAGUUCCCCUACCUCUGGCUUGUCUACAACGGAGAGAUCUACAACCACCACACUCUGAAGAAUCAGUUUGAGUUUACUGACUACCAGACCAAAGUAGACGGUGAGAUCCUUCUUCACCUAUACGAGCGCUUCGGCAUUCAGAAGAUGGCAUCCCUAUUGGAUGGAGUGUUCGCCUUCAUCCUCCUGGACACAGCCAAUAGGAAGGUGUUCCUGGGGAGGGAUACGUAUGGCGUGCGGCCCAUGUUCAAACUACUGACCGACGACGGCUUUCUGGCUGUGUGCUCUGAGGCUAAAGGUCUGACUGAUAUCACCCACUCAAUGUCCUCACCUCCUAAGAUCACUCCGUUCCUCCCAGGACACUUUGAGGUGUUUGACCUGAAGCCCACAGGGAAGGUAGAGUCUGUUCAGAUGGACCACUUCCACUGCUGCACCCAGGAGCCCAACCACGCUGCCUAUGACACGGUAGAGAGGCUAUCCUCAGGUUUUGUCCCAGAGACAGUGAAGAGCAACAUCCGGUCUUUGUUUGAGAACGCUGUCCGGAAACGCCUCAUGGCCCACAGGAGGAUUGGAUGUCUUCUCUCAGGUGGUCUGGACUCCAGUCUGGUGGCAGCUACGCUGGUCAAACUGGCCAAAGAAGAGAAGUUGAAAUACCCCAUCCAGACCUUCGCUAUCGGGGCUGAAGAUAGCCCAGACAUCCUGGCUGCUCGCAAGGUGGCGUCCUACAUCGGCAGUGAGCACCACGAGGUGAACUUCACUCCUGAGGAGGGUCUCAAAGCCGUGGAGGAGGUCAUCUUUCACCUAGAGACCUAUGACAUCACCACCAUACGCGCCUCUGUCGGCAUGUACCUAGUGUCAAAGUACAUCCGUGAGAAGACUGACAGUGUGGUGAUCUUCUCUGGGGAAGGCGCUGAUGAGCUGACACAAGGAUACAUCUACUUCCACAAGGCUCCCACUCCCAAGGCGGCAGCAGAGGACAGUGUUCGUCUGAUGAAGGAGCUGUACCUGUUUGACGUGCUAAGAGCAGACCGCACCACCGCUGCACACGGUCUGGAGCUGAGAGUGCCUUUCCUGGACCACAGGUUCACAGCGUACUACCUCUCCCUACCUGAGGAGAUGAGGCAACCUAAGGAUGGAGUGGAGAAGCACCUCCUCAGAGACUCGUUUAAAGGUCUGAACCUGAUCCCAGACGAGAUCCUAUGGAGACGUAAAGAGGCCUUCAGUGACGGAAUGACGUCUGUCAAGAAGUCCUGGUACAACAGCCUGCAGGACCAGAUGGAGUCUGAGGUGAACGACUUCCAGCUGGAGAAGGCUCCUAAAACGUUCCCGUUCCUCCCUCCCAGAACCAAAGAGGCGUACUUCUACCGCCAGGUGUUUGAGAAGCAGUACCCGGGCCAGGCCAAGUGGCUCAGCCACUACUGGAUGCCCCGCUGGAUCAAUGCUACAGACCCCUCAGCCAGAACCCUCUCCAUCUACAAGCCUGACAAGGACCAGUGAUACAGCAACAACAGUGGCUCUUUUCCAAUAUCCUCACUAGCGUAGCACUUAGAAUGAAGCAGUCUAUUGAGCAUGCAUGCAUUCUAAGUAGUAUGCUAGUAUGGAUAUUGAAAUGUAGACCGUGUCAGCUGUCUGUCACUUCUGUCACCAUUACUACACCUCCCCUUCACAACAUACCUAUCUGGAAACUGUCUGUUGCUAUAGUUGUGACGAUUAUGGAAUUUUGGGUAACGAUUAGGCUUACUUGUCAUGCAAAUGGCCACGGUUAUUGUCAUAAUUGUCAUUUUUGUUAAACAUUUUUUGACCUUGUAGUGCUUCAUAAUGCAUCUUUAGCUACGACAUACCUAAUUAGCUAGGACAUACCUAAUUAAUAGAACACAGCUUUGGUGACAUCCCUGUCUCAAAAACGAAUUGAAUUGACCACUUGGAACUUUUGGAAAUUAAGCUUCUCCUCCCAACUGUGCCGUUCCGCUCGUAAAAUGAUUACCAGCUUUACCCACUUCAUGUAAAAAUAUAAAACUGCUAUUGGGUAAACUAUGUCUACUUGAAUAUAAAGUUGAAUCCCCCAUUCUCCUGAAACUUGAAUAUAAAGUUGAAUCCCCGUUUUCCUAAAAUGAAUGUAUUAAGACUAUAAGACAAUUUUUUUGUUCAUGGUUAUUGACCAUAAUUGUCGGUUACACGAUUAUGCGAUAAUUAUGCCAGCUCUAUGCAGGAAUCAUCAAGCUCUAGUACUUGGGACCAGUGUUAAUUACAGUUACAGGGUCAGUACUGAUUUGGGAAACUGCUGUUUCACUAGGAAUAGUUGAUAAUGUUGGAAGACUGGAAAGAUGCUGAAGGCCUCUAACUGGGAUUCAGUAGCACUACUAUAAUGCUUUCAUAGAUUAGAGUACCAUACCGAUACAUGGUGAUUACAUAAUGCAUAUUAUCAUAUGUAAAUUACAUACAUAUUUUAACAGCUUCAGACAUUCGCUAAACCUUAACAUGAUUUUUAACUGUUCCUAAUGUGUGCUGCAGAAUCUGCUUUUUCCUAUCAUUUACAUUAUUGUGAAGUUAGAUGCAUACAGUAUAACAGGUACUAUAAAGAUGUGUUUUUUUAAUACAGCGUCUUACCCAGAAGUUAGAUAUAACCGGUACCGCAAUAGUAUUUUUGCCUCUUACCCAGACAGGAAGCAGGCUGUAAUAGGUUCAAUUCCGUGGUGCAAGACAACGACUUGAUUAUGUCACAGGAGACAAUAGACAGGAUAGCUAUAGGUGUAGAUAGACAUUCUCCUGUUCUCUUCCCAACCUGAUAAAGAGAAGUACCCUAAUUCAACUCAUGUGUCUUUUAAACAUUUUAAAUGUCAGAACAGAGUUAUGAUGAAACUUUUUGAUGCUUUGAUGCCUUGAUCAGUCCCCAAAGUUCUCUUUCUUUGAACAUUUCUUACUGAAAAGGAUAAGGCUCAACAUUCGCUCACCAUUAAAAACGUAUUAUUUUAUUGAAGCAACUAUUAAAAGCUUGACUAUUCGGCCUUCAUCAGAACAUUCAUUUGAACAUGUCUUACUUUUUACUCCACCCCCCGUUGUUGUUUUAAUUUAUCAUACUAUGAUAAUGGACUAUAAUCCAUAAUUCUCACAAACGCUUAAAUAAAGUGUGGGUGCAUGGUG
Molecule: messenger RNA, 3447 nt
Organism: Coregonus clupeaformis (lake whitefish)
Lineage: Eukaryota; Metazoa; Chordata; Actinopteri; Salmoniformes; Salmonidae
Product: asparagine synthetase [glutamine-hydrolyzing]-like
Exons: 12
Coding region: 115-1803 (562 amino acids)
Cellular component (GO): cytosol
Molecular function (GO): asparagine synthase (glutamine-hydrolyzing) activity
Source: RefSeq, a predicted model, not a curated record